Xylona heveae TC161 is the source of this 1127-nucleotide messenger RNA. RefSeq lists its product as hypothetical. Lineage: Eukaryota; Fungi; Ascomycota; Xylonomycetes; Xylonales; Xylonaceae. The transcript has a single exon. Bases 273 to 971 code for a protein of 232 amino acids. The record is from RefSeq and is a predicted model, not a curated record.
UUUAAAAGCGUCAUCUGAAUCCGUGCCGUCGCAAGCGCUGAGGACAUAUCUCCCGCCACGGGCUAGACUAAAGAGCACGGUUCAAACACCCCUGGGAACUCUCUUGAAGGACAAGGGAGAUCAUAUCUCAGGGGAUGUCCAAUCUGUUCUCUCGCAAGUCAUAUCAUCUAAAAGACAGAGUUGGAAAUGCAAGAGCUGUUCGAAGAACUUUCCCCAAUUCAGGGAACUGAAGUGUGUAAAAUUUCUGUUGGCGAUGAGGUUGAUUGCUAACUAUGCCUCCUAGGAAUCAUGAAAAAUGCCAUGAAAAACCAUAUGGAUGCACGUUUCCCGAUUGCCCAGAAGCCUAUAAAUCCAGAAGGAAAUGGAAAGCACAUGAAAAUAAUGAACACUGGAUACCAAAGUCUUGGCGUUGCCGAUUGCCGACAGAUCAGCUCGAUUUAUCGGCGACACUUGGAGAGUAUAACCGCGAGGAGUGUGCAAAGAUCAUGCACACGCGGGAAGGGUUCUGGAAGCAUCUUCAAUCAACACAUGGAAUUUCCAGCCGGAAGAUAUUAGUGGACGAAGCCACGGCCUGCUUCAUUGGUGACAAGGGCUCGGACGGUUUUUGGUGUGGAUUUUGUCGAGAAAUUAAACCACGAUCCACGGAAGAUUUUGCGGCGUGGGACGAGAGGCUGGAUCAUGUCCAGGCGCAUAUCGACUGCGAACACCGACUAAUGGACGAAUGGGUCCCUGUUGACAAGGCGAGGACAAAAGGUGAAAUUUUUGCUGUAACGCUUGACGUCGAUUCCGAUGAGGAUUCCGAUGAAGACUGCUCUCAGAGUAUCAUUGAUCUGCACCUCGACGACCCUUGGCCUUUGCGCAGUUCAUAUACUGACGCGAACGCUCCUUGUGUCAAUCAUCAGUUGCAUGAAGCAGAGCGAGACCCAGAUUUGGAAAAUCAGGCCCCAAAGAAGCGAAAGAGGAAUUUCUAAUUGCGUUAUAUUUAUACAUAUCAAGUUUUUCCCGGCGUUCAUCCGCAUAGUCAUGGCAGUUUCGGUAUCUGGUAAUUCUCUCGGCGGCAUGGCAUCUUGGUUGCAUUUCCCCUAUGCUUGACGUUUAUUAGUUUCUUGCAGAGGAGAUUAUCUCGA